This is a messenger RNA of Styela clava, 672 nucleotides long. RefSeq lists its product as uncharacterized. NCBI's taxonomy places the organism in Eukaryota, Metazoa, Chordata, Ascidiacea, Stolidobranchia, Styelidae. The record is from RefSeq and is a predicted model, not a curated record.
AUGACGGAUGUUAUCAAGUUCUAUCACACGCCAAGACUGCACCACAACACGCCGACUGGAAUAGUUCGCAGUGUUCCCCCCGUUCAUUUAAUCACCACACUCGAAGCCCGAGCGUUAAGAACCGCGCCUGCUCCGACCCCGAUGACAAAACUCCCACAGAAAGAGGAACACAAAAAAUUGUUGGCGAAGGUUGUCGGCUUCGAUGCUGGAACUUUACUAGAAACUUCAAAACAUCAUCAUCAUGCGGGAAUGCAAAGUCCCAGGCAUGGCAGAAGUAUGAGGGAACCAACUCCCAAACCGGACAAUACCGAAGUAGAGGUCAGAGGUCAAGCAUUUUCAGGAACUCCGAGGCUACUCAGAGGCGGAAACUCAAAAUCUUACGGAGUUCGUCGACAGAUUUCUCCGGAUAACCAACUGGAAUUAUCACCAGAUAAUACAGCGCCUCCAGCGACCGCUGAUUCAUGGCAAGUCACAGCCGAUUUCGUCCUUACGUCAGAGCCUUUGAGGUCAUCAAGAAGAGUUGCCGUCACAAAUAAAUUACUAGAAAAAGAAAGACGAAGAGACGCUCCGUGGGUGUAUUGUUUUAAAAUAAAGAGAGAUCGGUUACGGAUGAGUAAUCUCAUUGUUACGAGUACAUCACCAGUGGACAAUUUGUACCCGGCGCCUCUGUGA